Zingiber officinale is the source of this 848-nucleotide messenger RNA. RefSeq names its product PITH domain-containing protein At3g04780-like. Lineage: Eukaryota; Viridiplantae; Streptophyta; Magnoliopsida; Zingiberales; Zingiberaceae. The coding region runs from base 81 to 602 and encodes 173 amino acids. The record is from RefSeq and is a predicted model, not a curated record. The transcript is spliced from 8 exons.
GCGAAUAUGCCCUUUCAAUUUUCUUUUGUUACCCUUCGUCUCUUUCUGCUCGACACCAUUUUUUUUCUUCUUUCUCGGCGAUGUCUUCGUCCGCGAUCCCGCGGGGACAGGUGGAUCUCGUUGAUUUCGUGGACUGGAGCGGCGUCGAGUGCCUCAAUCAGACAGGGAAUCACCCGAUUGCCAAUACUCUGAAGCAGGGUUACCGGGAUGACGAUGGUUUGCAUCUGGAGAGUGACGCUGACGAGCAGCUUUUGAUUUAUAUUCCUUUCACCCAAGUGGUUAAGCUGCACUCGGCUGUGAUCACGGGCCCGGAGGAGGAAGGUCCUAGGACAGUAAAACUCUUUGCAAACAAAGAGCAUAUGGGCUUCAGUAAUGUUAAUGAUUAUCCACCAAGUGACUCCCUCAGUUUAUCACCUGACAAUCUAAUGGGGAAGCCAGUCACAUUGAAGUACGUCAAGUUUCAAAAUGUUCGCAGCUUAACUAUUUUUAUCGAGGACAACCAUGGUGGUGGUGAUAUCACAAAAGUUCAGAAGAUUUUACUCUAUGGAACAACGGUGGAUACAACCAAUAUGAAAGACUUAAAAAAGAUAGAAGAUCAUUAAUUAAAGAUCUGCAUUUCCACCCAAUGAGAUGCAAAAGAUGAACAACGCUCUGUACCCAAAAGGAAUAUCAUGAAAUCGUAUGAGUUUCUACUUUGUAGGUUCUGCAGAAUGCUUUCCCCCCUUGCUUUUGGUAUUCCUCCAUGACGAUCUGAGACAAUUGAUUUUAUUUGUCGUAUGGUGGAACAUCAUUAACGAUAGUAAAUUUGCUGUCACAAUUUGAGGAAUAUUUGCCCCCUUAUGAUGAUA